This is a messenger RNA of Stomoxys calcitrans (stable fly), 1280 nucleotides long. RefSeq lists its product as uncharacterized. Gene Ontology annotation, molecular function: protein binding. The record is from RefSeq and is a predicted model, not a curated record. Lineage: Eukaryota; Metazoa; Arthropoda; Insecta; Diptera; Muscidae. The transcript is spliced from 2 exons. The coding region runs from base 92 to 1120 and encodes 342 amino acids.
UGACGUUUCUUUCGGAAUACAAAUAGGAGAACAAAUAAAAUAAUAAUCGAAUCGAAUGUAGCAGUAUCUUUUGAACUGUGUUGCAUGAAACAUGCGUUACUUCUAUGGUGCAUCGGAUGAAAAGUUCUUACCAUCAAAAGAUGGGACGAAGAUGGAAGAUCCCGCUCCUUUGUCCACAUACGCCUUUCAAUUAUAUGACGUUACCCAAGACAAACCCAGAUUCGAUAAAAAUGAUAUGCCCGCAGCAUUCAAAUGUACUCCGGAUAAACUGUUAAAUCUCUGUGCCAAUAUUGUGGACGCCUUACCUCUACCUUCGGUAUUCGAAUGGAACACUAAAGAUAUCUGUAAAUGGUUGCGUGAAUAUGGCUAUAGACAAUAUCAGAAUACGUUUCGCGAAAAUCUUAUUAAUGGACGCACUUUGCUGCUCUUAGAUGCAUCGGCUCUAUCAGCUAUGAAUAUCAAAAAUUUCGACCAUAUCAAACAUCUUACCAAUGGAAUACGAUCUUUGUUUUACUUUGAAAUGACCAAGUUUGCACGUAAAAUUUCACUUCAUCCGGAAUUCCACAAUGAACUGUAUAAACUGCUUCGUAUAAGAACUGGACCGAAAUAUGAAAGAGCUCGUCGCUCGGAUUUGUGGCGUGAACUGCAGUUGCUUCGCAAAAAAGAACCAAAUCAUUCGCACUGGGAAGUAUUGGAAAAAUGGUUGGGAUUCGACAAAGAUCCCGAGUAUACAGAAAUUAUUGGUGGCAUGCAUCGAUAUAGUUUGUAUCGAUGUAAGGCAAAGACUAUACACUUGCCAUCUGGUAAACGUUCAAAGGAAUGCUUGUGUUUACCACCCUGUGAAUGUUCUUGGACAGAUGCAGAUCUUCGUUCUCCUUGGACCGUUAAAUGUUUGCCUCAUCUGAAACGCGUAAGUGAAUUUGCAGAAACAUGCAAUGAUUGCAUUCCACCAUGCACUUGCCGUUGGUCCUCGAAGAAAUAUAUGACUGGAAGUGUACUAUCUUGCCUCCAAACUGCGUUUCCACAAAAAUAUGGACUUUUAUUGGGUAAAAGCGGCAAGGUGUGUCAACGAUUGGAACGCUCGAAAACGCCUCUAUCAUAUCGUUUGUCUUUACUAUAAAAUAGAAUUUUAUAAUUUCUUCAUUCGAUCUGUGCUUGUAUAUUUACUAAAAUUUAAUUGAAAACAUUUUUACGUAGUAGUAAAUAGAGCACACCUAAACCGAUUUGUUUAACAAAUUGCCAAGGUAAAAUAAAUUAAAUCAACGCUUUCGACUCCCGAA